This is a messenger RNA of Peromyscus eremicus (cactus mouse), 1881 nucleotides long. RefSeq names its product ankyrin repeat domain 63 (gene Ankrd63). The coding region runs from base 588 to 1760 and encodes 390 amino acids. Gene Ontology annotation, molecular function: protein binding. The transcript has a single exon. Gene Ontology annotation, biological process: regulation of gene expression. The record is from RefSeq and is a predicted model, not a curated record. NCBI's taxonomy places the organism in Eukaryota, Metazoa, Chordata, Mammalia, Rodentia, Cricetidae. Gene Ontology annotation, cellular component: nucleus.
CGGCGGAGCCCGCUUCCAGGGCAGCCAUUGCCAUGGAGACCCCCGAAGUUAUAAAGCCAGGUAUCUAGGCGUCGGAGACCUCACGAGCCGCUGAGCCCCCCAAGUAAAAAAGCAAGCGUCCCGGCCCCCGCAAGAGGGGAGGAGGCGGAGAGAGGCUUCGAGAGCUGGAGGAGCGGCGCUCCCCGCCGAGGCAGGAGGCAAGCGCGCCAGGCGGGAGCCACCCGCUCAGCAGGGGAGCCCGGGCGGCCCGGGGUGCCGGUGAGUGGCGCUGCUCCAAGCCACGAGGGACCGAGGGGCGUCGGACACGGGGGGAAACGGCCCAAGAGCUGAGAAGGUCGAGCUUGAGCGGGAGCCGGGAGUAGCAAGCAGCCCACACCUCCAGGCGGGAGGCCCAGGGAGGAGAGCAAGACGAACCGGGAGCAGCAGGGAGACCUGAGCGGGAACCGCAGGACCCUCGGCUGCUGCCACCUACGCGCGCGGAAAGAGCGGUACCGGUGUCCGGGCCGGGGCCGUAGCCCCUUGGGGUGAGGGAACAGGGGCGCCCCCGUGCGGAGCUGUCGGACUUCCCGAGCACGGUCGCUGGAGCCAUGCUCAAGCCCAAGGACCUAUGCCCCCGGGCGGGUACGCGCACCUUCCUUGAGGCCAUGCAGGCGGGCAAAGUCCACUUGGCCCGUUUCGUGCUGGACGCGCUGGACCGCAGCAUCAUCGACUGCCGCGCAGAGCAGGGCCGUACGCCGCUCAUGGUGGCCGUGGGGCUGCCGGACCCCGCCAUGCGCUCGCGCUUCGUGCGACUGCUGCUGGAGCAGGGCGCGGCCGUGAACCUGCGGGACGAGCGCGGCCGCACUGCACUCAGCCUGGCCUGCGAGCGAGGCCACCUGGACGCCGUGCAGCUGCUGGUGCAGUUCAGCGGCGACCCGGAGGCAGCGGACUCGGCCGGCAACAGCCCGGUGAUGUGGGCGGCGGCGUGCGGCCACGGGGCGGUGCUGGAGUUCCUGGUGCGCUCUUUCCGCCGCCUGGGCUUGCGCCUUGACCGCACCAACCGCGCGGGCCUCACGGCGCUGCAGCUGGCCGCCUCCCGCGGUCACGGGACCUGUGUGCAGGCCCUCACCGGGCCUUGGGGUCGGGCAGCCGCAGCGGCCGCGGCCCGGGGCUCCAAUUCCGACAGUCCCCCUGGACGCCCUGCCCCGGCGCCCAGCCCAGAGCGUCGACGACCCAGCCCCCGUCGUCUACCGCGGCCCCUUUUGGCACGGUUCGCGCGAGCUGCCGGCGGCCACGGCCAUGGUCACGGCCACGGCCACGGCCACGGAGGUGAGCUUGCCUCUGCUGGCAAGGGCUCCGGGCGUCACAGGGCACCAGGCAGCGAGAGGCCAGAGCUGGGCCGGAGCAUGAGCCUAGCGUUGGGUACCAUGACGGAAGAGGAGACAGCACGCCUUCGGGCAGGAGCUCUGAUGGCCCGAUCAAACUCACCCCAGUCUUCGGGGAGUGGGCGGUGGCGCUCCCAGGAGGUGCUGGAGGGAGUGCCCCCAACCCUAGUGCAAGCCCCUAUCGGCCUUAGUCCUCAUCCCGAGGGUGGUCCAGGCUCUGGCCGCCUGGGUUUGCGGCGACGUUCCACAGCCCCAGACAUCCCCAGCCUGGUCGGGGAGGCUUCAGGGCCAGAGAGUGGCCCGGAAUUAGAGACCAACGCUCUGCCUUUCUCAGUGCCUGAGCCGAAGCCUUGGCAGGCGGGCACAGAGGCUGUGGUACUGCAGGCUCAGCGGUAAGGGGCAUGAAGGUCGAGCCCUGCAAAGUCCACCCUCUUGUCUCUGGUCACUGAGAUGUCCCUUUCCUCCAAGUCCUUCCCUUUCUCUGCGAUUCCCCCCCCCCCUUCCCCGACACACACAC